Messenger RNA from Acytostelium subglobosum LB1, 732 nucleotides. RefSeq lists its product as hypothetical. Lineage: Eukaryota; Evosea; Eumycetozoa; Acytosteliales; Acytosteliaceae. The annotation marks the transcript as partial. The transcript has 2 exons. The record is from RefSeq and is a predicted model, not a curated record.
AUGUAUUUGUAUGUACACUUCCCAAUUUUACCUCUUUGUAAUCUAAACAAUGGCACUCUACUUUGCCCAAUCAAGGAUACCGAUAUCUUCAAACUGUGUAUGUGUGUGUUGUGUGUUGUGUUAGUGAUCUACAUGCCCGCCCCAUUAUACCAACCAUCCCCCAUCCUUCCAUCCAUCCAUCAAUCCAUCCAAUGCCCCCCUCUCUGUGCCCACUCACCACUGCCGUCAACCCGCAAUGUGGAAACCGCGAUGAUCCCAUCCUACAGCCAGGGUCUGCCCGCCCUCAAGGCUGCCGUGCCCACCGCCAUCUGCUCGGCCAACGCAGUCGGCAACAACAACUUUGGUGACAAGUCCGGAAUGUCCAUCCCCAACAACUGGAAGGCCACCAAGAUCAGCGCCCCAGCCGGCUCCAACAGCGUCAACAUCACCUUCACCUUCUGUGCCACCGCCGCCCACGUCCCCAACUACUGGGAGUUCUACGUCACCGUGCCAACCUUCAACGCCCAAGUCGAUGCCGUGUCCUGGGACAACGUCGUCUUGCUCAAGACCGUCGACAACCUGCAGCCAGUCUCUGGCACCUACGCCGGAUGCAGCGCCAGCCAAUUGUUCAAGACCACCCUCACCGUUCCAAACCGUUAUGCUCAAGGUGUUAUCGUCUCCCGUUUCCAGAGAAAGGAUCCAGCUGGAGAGUGUUUCAUCAACUGCUCUGACUUCGUCACUGUCAAGACUGCC